Messenger RNA from Aspergillus puulaauensis, 855 nucleotides. RefSeq lists its product as uncharacterized. NCBI's taxonomy places the organism in Eukaryota, Fungi, Ascomycota, Eurotiomycetes, Eurotiales, Aspergillaceae. The transcript has 3 exons. The record is from RefSeq and is a predicted model, not a curated record. Gene Ontology annotation, molecular function: dioxygenase activity. Bases 1 to 855 code for a protein of 284 amino acids.
AUGGCUGCGAAUAUACUGCCUCUUCUACGUCUUUGUGACUUGAACUGCUCUCCAUCUCAGGCCUUGAUCACUGAAAUAAAGUCUGCUUUUCGUCAGUACGGAGCUAUUCGCCUAGAGAUCCCCGAAGACAUCCGGUAUCAUCCUGGUGGUGUAUUCCAGCAUGCCUCGGAGUUCUUUGACAAACCAGCCGAUAUCAAGAAACAGAUACAAGGAUACUCUCCGUUUGCCUCAGAAAGUGUUCGAGGCAAAGCUGUAUUUCCCAAAGAGAGUAUCUAUUUCUUUCGUGAAGGCACGGAGCACGAGGACCUUAAAUAUCUCACGCCAGAAUUUUACCAUUCAGUGAAAGCCCUAAAUGACAUAUGGACACCUUUAAGACUGCGCGCAUUGAAUGUCAUAUCUGGGAUGCUAGGCUCGAAAGCACCAUUAACAGGAACUGCGUUUCUUGAAUCUGCUACAUUAGGGGUCCACUAUUACGAUUCGAGAACUGUUCAUGACGACACUCUUUUCAGUCCUCCACAUAAGGAUAGCGGGACGUUGACUGUUUUAUUCCGCUCUUUUAAUGGAAAUGACGGUCUGGAAAUUGCUGAUCUCCAAACAACCGAAAAGCAAGAUAGUGAAGGUGUAGGGUCAGAGGCAUCUUUUAUAUCCACUCCUGCACACGAUGAAGCGCCUUAUGUAAUUCUCAUGGCAGGCAACAGAUUUCAGACCUUGCUUGGGAGUGGUCGAGCUCGGGCUUGCGUGCAUAGAGUACGUGGUCCUGGCUCAGGGGUUUAUAAUGAUUGUGGAGUACAGCGAUACAGCAUUGCGGUUUUCUGUGCUCCUUCUGUGCCAUCCACACGGCGCUCAACCCCCUGA